Messenger RNA from Nelumbo nucifera (sacred lotus), 1512 nucleotides. RefSeq names its product Leucine carboxyl methyltransferase (gene SBI1). Gene Ontology annotation, molecular function: methyltransferase activity. Lineage: Eukaryota; Viridiplantae; Streptophyta; Magnoliopsida; Proteales; Nelumbonaceae. The record is from RefSeq and is a predicted model, not a curated record. Gene Ontology annotation, biological process: methylation.
UUGUAUUUGUACAGAGGUCUCUGUAAUCGAGGACCCUCUCUUUCCCUCUCUUCCGCGAACUUGAAAAUUUUGCCAAAAAGAUGUCGAAAGCGGCGGGAGAUUCACGUAGCAACACAGCAGCCGUUCAGGCCACCAACGAUGAUGCCGCGGCAAGCAAGCUAUCAUGUGUUAAAAAGGGAUAUAUGAAAGAUGACUACAUUCAUUUGUUUGUCAGAAGGCCUGUUCGGAGGUCUCCAAUAAUCAACCGUGGUUAUUAUUCUCGGUGGGCUGCUCUUCGGAAGCUUCUCACUCAGUUUCUCACUUGUGAAAUCAAUAAUGGUGGUGAAGCUUUUAUGAAAAAGCAGAUAUUAUCUCUUGGAGCAGGCUUUGAUACAACCUAUUUUCAGUUGCAGGAUGAAGGGAAUGCGCCAUAUUUAUAUGUGGAACUGGAUUUUAAGGAGGUGACUAGUAAGAAGGCGGCUCUUAUAGACACUUGCAGCCAAUUGAGGGAUACAAUUGGACCAACAGCAACCAUUUCACGAGAGAAAGGGGAGGUACUAAGCGAUCAUUACAAACUACUUCCUGUUGAUUUGCGUGACAUUCCAAAUCUAGAUAGUAUUAUGGCUCAGGCUCAGUUGGAUCCAAGCUUGCCAACAUUUAUAAUUGCAGAGUGUGUUCUAAUAUACUUGGAUCCAGAUUCAAUCCAUGCUAUAGUUGGUUGGGCUUCAAAAACCUUUUCUACCGCAAUAUUUUUCUUAUACGAGCAGAUCCUUCCAGAUGAUCCCUUUGGACAGCAGAUGAUCAGAAAUUUGGAGAGUCGAGGCUGCGCAUUGUUGGGAUUACAUGCCACACCAACUUUACUAGCCAAGGAAAAACUCUUUCUUGACCAGGGGUGGCAGAGGGCUGUUGCUUGGGACAUGCUGAAUGUUUACUCUAAUUUUAUUGAAGCUCAAGAAAGGCGAAGGAUAGAGCGGCUUGAAUUGUUUGAUGAAUUUGAAGAGUGGCACAUGAUGCAGGAACACUACUGCGUGGUUUAUGCAAUCAACGACGCCAUGGGGUUGUUUGGGGGUUUCGGGUUCCGUAGGACUGAUGACCGUGCGAGUAGCAACACUCCAUCGCCUACCGCUCCUCCAUCUCUAUGAAAGCAAACAGAAGCUUUUAUAUAGGUUAUGGUUUGUGUGCUUCUUAUGCCAAUUUUUUGGUUGAUGAAAUGAAAUCUGGGUAUGAGAGCCACGUGCCAGCUCAUGGGAAGGACAAGUAAGAAAGUACACUGGACAAGUAGUUUGGGUAGCUAGGUUCCAAAAGGAGGGUUUGGAUGUAUCCCGAAUCUAUAUCUCUAUCUAUAUUCUAUAGUAUGUGAAUGUGAGUUGUAUUCUUUUCGUUGCUGCCGACCCGACCAUUCUUGCUAGCUGGUUAGCAAAACAGAGUGUCGGACCCACACCACGACUGACGUAUGUUUUUUCGGUUUUUCCUUCUUUGUUUUGUCAUUCAUCAUCAUUCGUUCGUGGGCGAAGAAGGGGGUAUUAGACUAUC